GGUGACGUCAGCGACGUUCACGCCUGGCCGUCGGCCAUCUUUGGCUGCAAAGCGGCGGAAGAAGGCUAAUUCUGAGGCGAGAGCCAGGCGUUACCAGACUCGAUGAAUUUCCAUCGAAAUGUCAGAGAGGUCAGGCCAGAGCACAAAAGCAAAGGACGGCAAAACCAAGUAUGCAACACUCAGCCUGUUUAAUACAUACAAGGGGAAGUCAAUCGAAACACAAAAAAAUACAGUUGCAGCACGCCAUGGAUUGCAGAGUCUGGGGAAAGUGGCUAGCUCACGGCGCAUGCCACCACCUGCUAACCUCCCUAGUCUCAAAGCAGAGAACAAAGGCAACGAUCCCAAUGUGAAUAUUGUACCAAAGGAUGGAUCAGGAUGGGUCACUAAACCAGAACAGCCUGAAGAAGAGAGCAAUAGUACCACAGCACCCCCUGAGCAGGAAUCGCAGCAGCCCAUUUCAGUAGCCCCAGUUCCAACCGCACAGGAAGAAGUGAUCACAGCUGUGAAAUCCUGGGCCCAGACCAAUAACCAGCACAGUGGUCAAGAAGAUGGAAUUCAGGGCUUAAAUACCCAUUUCCAGCAUGAAUUUCCUACCCUGCAGGCAGCUGGGGAUCAGGAAAAAGUUGUGAAGGAUAAAGACUUGCCUGAUGAAGCAUCUGGUCCUGGACUGACCUUGCGCCCACAAAUUGUUUGUUGGCGAGAUGGUGGAGGGAAGCCUGGAGAACCUGAAGUAGACGGUAAACCCUCCAGCUCCGAAGGUGGAGCCACUGCUGCAGCAGAACAGAAUGAUACUUGUAAGGGACCUGAUGGACGAGACAAGAUUGUUUCUGUGCCUCUAACUAAGAUGAACGGACAGAAGAUUAUCACAAUUCCGCUUUGUACACCACAGAUCAGAGGAAUAUUGCCAUCCUUCCUGAGUUAUCCACAAAUAAGAUUGCAAUUUCCUCAAGUGCAAGGACAUCGUCUGCAAUUUCCUGCACCAAAUAUUAAGCAAAGUGGAAGGCCACAACUUCAAUCUUGCCCUGAUGAGCGACCCUCCAUUAUUAAGCCGAAUGAACUGAAGGAGCUUGAUAUCCUGGACACAGAGAAUGAUGAUGGCUGGGCAGGAGCCCAGUCGGAAGUGGAUUACACAGAAAAGCUAAAUUUCAGUGAUGAUGAGGAGUCAGGCAUAUCAAAGGAGAGAGAUGAGAGCUGUGAUGACCCUGACAAAAUCACCAAAACUGAGCAUUUUAAGUCAAAACAUCCAGAGAACGCUGAUGGACGAAAAGAAGAUGAAUGUCCCAGCGCAACAGCAGACUCUGCUCCAAAGUCACCAAAUGGCAGGAGCUCAGUCAACCGAAUGGAUCGACAGGAAAUCGGACUGACCCCACCACCUGCUGCCAUACAGGAGUCACGUGCACCAAUUCUUUCUGCUGCUGCUGUUCAGAAAUCGGUUUUGCAGGUGCAUCCAAGUCGUCAGAUCGGGCCUGGAAAACUUCCCAUCCCCAAACCUGGAUUGUCAGGUGAAGAUGAUGACACCUGGAGACAGAGGCGAAAACCUUCAUCAACUGACAUGUCGGCAGCCGUAGAAAGAGCCAGGAAACGCCGCGAAGAAGAAGAGCGGCGCAUGGAGGAGCAAAGGCUGGCAGCCUGUGCUGAGAAACUCAAGAAACUUGACGAAAAAUUUGCUAUGGAAAAAGAAGCAAAACAAGAAAAGGAGAGGGAAAAAGAAAAGAAGGAACGGGAGGAAAAAGCUAAAGCAGAGGAAAAAGCUAAAGCAGAGGAAAAGGCUAAAGCAGAGGAAAAGGCUAAAGCAGAGGAAAAGGCUAAAGCAGAGGAAAAGGCUAAAGCAGAGGAAAAGGCUAAAGCAGAGAAAAGGCUAAAGCAGAAGAAAAGGCUAAACAAGAGGAGGAGAAGGCUAAACAAGAGGAGGAGAAGGCUAAACAAGAGGAGGAGAAGGCUAAACAAGAGGAGGAGAAGGCUAAACAAGAGGAGGAGAAGGCUAAACAAGAGGAGGAGAAGGCUAAACAAGAGGAGGAGAAGGCUAAACAAGAGGAGAAGGCUAAACAAGAGGAGGAGAAGGCUAACCAAGGGAGGAGAAGCUAAUCAAGGGGAGGAGAAGGCUAACCAAGAGGAGGACAAAGUCACAAAGGAGGUGUUUGAGGCUGAAGUUUCCAAAGACCACAAUACUGAAAUUGAGAGCAGCAGCAUUAAAGAUAAUGCAGAUGAUACUUCCCAGCCCAUCCAGCCUAUCAGUCAACCAGACACCACUAACAGUGAGAAGGAAAUUUCUCAAAAAACAAAUGAUGCUGAGGGUGAUUCAAGCUCCCAAACUCGACCUGCUGUUCCAUCAGGAUACUCAAAACAGUUUCAGAAAUCGCUGCCCCCUCGAUUCCAGCGACAGCAGGAGCAAAUGAUGAAGCAACAUCAGUGGCAACAGCAACCAGGAGUCCAUCAGCAGCAAACACAAUCCCAGACUCAGUCACAAUCCCAAACCCAAGCUCAGCCACAGGCUCAGCCACAGGCCCAUUCACAGCCUCAGCCUUCUGGAGCACCACCACAGCACAGGCCUUUGUAUCAGACUCCCCUAGGCCCACCUCAUCCUCAACACUUGGCUUCCAUGGGAUUUGAUCCACGUUGGAUUAUGAUGCAGCCUUACAUGGAUCCACGUAUGAUGUCUGGAAGGCCACCUAUAGACAUGGCACCAAUGCACCCUGGUAUGAUGCCAACAAAACAACUGAUAAGAAGAGAUCAGAUUGACACCUCCAGUUCUGGAUCAGAAUCAUUGGACCAUCAUUCACGGACAGGCAGGGAUCACCCUCUCCAGGCGACAGAGCCUCGAUUAGUAUGGGGCUCAGAUCCCUAUCCUCGCACAGAGCCACGAUCAGUUGCUACCCCUCCAUCAAUGGCCGAAGAAUCAAAAGACUGGAGGUCAGGAUUGCAGAGGGAGCAAGAGAGAAAGGUUUAUCCCACCGAACAGAAGCCACUAUCACAGCGCUUGAACCAGGAGUUCUUAAGAGACAAGGGAGAUGAAGAGAAAGGAAAAUUCACAAAAAAAUUAGUGGAGGAAAUGCGCCCUGUUCAAACUGAGAAAGUAACCGAGACUGUGAAUGUGGAGGUUCUGGAUAAGAGUGCAAUUGGUAGCUCCCGAGAGGAGCUAGCAAUACAAGGAGAAACAAGAACAGUUUUAAAGAAAAACCUCUCUCAUGGAUCAAACCAAUCCCACGGGAUGAACCAUUCACUGAAGCUCGAGGACCAGAAAGGUGAUUUUUUGCCAAUUGUUACAAAAAUGCAGAACAGGUACACUGAGCCAAAAGAGCAGCACGAGAAACCUGACGAAAAAUCAAAGAAAGAAAGUAAACAAUCAGAGGGGCUGAGGAAUGAUAAGCCACUCAGGAAAGAAUCCAAAUCAGACACCCGUUGGGGUCCCAGAGCAGGUUUCAAUAGGAGGGAUGACGGUGGUAAUAGGCCAAUAAGACGCUCUGGUCCAAUCAAAAAGCCGGUGCUGAGGGAUAUGAAGGAAGAACGUGAACAAAGGAAAGAAAAGGAGGAGGAAAAAUAUUCUAUUCCAGGCAAGGGUAAUAAAACUGGAAAAGUGGAAAAGAAAGAACUCGCUCAGCCAGUCAAUAAAAUAAGCAAUAAAAUUGAGCCUGAAAAAUCUGCUCCAGAUGGUCACAUGUCAUUGACUAAAAAAGUGCCCCAGGAUUUGAAACAGACUACAGAUAAAACCGAGCCAUCUCCGCAAGCUACACCUGCAAGCAAGCCUGUAAGCAAUCAGACUGCUCCAGUUCAAGCACCAAAAGAUGAGAAGCAAGAGAAGCCACAGCCUAAGAAUCAGAUCUCAGAAAAGCACCGAUUUGAAACACGACCUGCUAUCAGGAAAGAUUAUAGCUUACCACCACGUAACUACCGCAGAGACCCCCGGGAGCGUGACUGGUUGCCCGAUCAGGGAUAUAGAGGAAGAGGACGUGGAGAAUUUUAUUCCCGAGGACGCAGCUUUAGAGGUUCCUAUAAUGGUCGUGGGCGAGGAGGAAGGGGUCGCAGUCGAGAAUACCCUCGUUAUAGGGAGUCGAGACCAAGGCCUGAGCAAGUCUCCAAUGUACCUUCAUUCAGGCAAAGGGAAGAGAGUGAAACUCGUAGUGAAAGCUCUGAUUUUGAAGAGGUUCCUAAACGCCGUAGACAGCAUGGAUCUGAAACUGACUCUGAGAGUGAAGCCCAUGAAAGUGCAAGUGACACCUUCUCAGACAAAGAAAACGCAAACAAAGGAAAGCGUCUUAAGAAAGAGGAAAGGCCAGAAAGUAAAAACAUUCAAAGGUCUUUCAGAUCUGAAAGCAGCUCUAAGGUGGAGGUCAGAUCUGCAGAUAAGGUGCCUUUGAAAGAGGAUGAGCCAAAGCCCAAACCUGGCUUUCUUCCCAGAGGUGAACCAUCAAGACGUGGUAGAGGGGGAAUGUUUAGAGGUAGCAAUAGAGGAGGUGGUGGAGGGCGUGGUGCUUCACGAUCUGCACAGCUGAGGAAGCCAGGACCUUAUUAUUCACCAUGGCCUCCUCGAUCCGACACCUUCAAAAGAGAAGAUGGGGAAGCAAAGAAACCAGACCGCAAUGAAUCGCUUCCUUUAGAUCGGAGGCCAUUUAGACCCGAGCGUAAAUUUGACCAUAGCAGAGAACGACUUAGGAAGCAAAGACCCACACGACCACCAAGACAGGAUAAACCACCAAGAUUCCGUCGUUUGAAAGAGAGAGAGGCUGCUGCUAAAGUGAACGAGACCACUGUAAACGUUGUGACAAAUGCAACCCCUAGUAUUAGUGUGCAGGAACAUACAGCCACUGCCUUAGAUGUAGCUGGAAGCAAGUCGCCAGACUUGUCCAAUCAAAACUCUUCAGAUCAAGCUAAUGAAGAAUGGGAGACUGCUUCUGAAAGCAGUGACUUCACUGAGAGACGAGACCGAGAUGAAAAGAAAACCGCUGUCAAUUUGCAGGCACCAACAAAGUCUGGGGAAAGUGGUCUCCUUCCAAAGCGGGAGACUGCAAAGAGAAGUUUUUCCAGCCAGCGUCCAGGGACAGAUCGACAGAAUCGUAGAGGCAACAGUGGACCAGCAAAACCAAACAGAAAUUUUUCUGGGAGCAAGAAUGAAAGGCGCGGUGGGAUGUCAAAGCCUGGUAAAAGAAGGCAUUUUGAAGACCGAACAGCAGCAUUGACUGGUUUUGAUCCCACCACCAGUAACACGACUCACCACCCAGAAGAAGGCAGCGGUGUGGGUGCAGCCCAGAAGUACCCAAAGGAUGCAGCCAGCAAGAAAAGGGAAGAGGCCAAAUUGGCUGCGAAGAAACCGAAAGAAAAGGCCGAUGCUCUGUCACAGUUUGACCUGAAUAACUAUGCCAGUGUGGUGAUCAUUGAUGACCACCCAGAAGUGACAACGGUUGAAGACACACAACAUAACACGACUGAUGAUGGAUUCACAGAAGUGGUGUCAAAGAAACAACAGAAGCGCCUACAGGAUGAAGAACGCAGAAAAAAAGAGGAACAAGUUGUACAGAACUGGAGCAAGAAGAAUGUGAAUGAGAAGGGGAGAGGUCAGAAUUCUAAACUCCCUCCACGAUUUGCAAAGAAGCAGCAAGCAGCCCAACAGGCCCAAGCUCAGGCUCAAGCUCCGACUGCAGCUUCAGUCCAGCCACAAGCUCAGCCCCAACUGCAGGCUCUAGCUCUAACUCCAGCUGCAUCUCAGCCUUCAGUACCGACAUCAGUCCAGCAGCAGGUGCAGGGAGGGAGCAGUCCUCCAGAAAAUGCUUCCGAGUAUCCAGUCUCUGGAAAGGCACUGCUCCCGACUCCGGCACAUAGUGCAGUGGAGACAGAGCUGUGGGAAAACAAAUCGAGUUCUUCUGCUGCCCUUUCUGACGGCACCAAAAAACUGGGACCAAUUAGUCCUCCCCAGCCUCCAUCAGUCAGUGCAUGGAACAAGCCUUUGACUUCUUUUGGAUCCACCCCAUCACCUGAGGGAUCCAAGCCCAAUCAGGAAAGUGGAAUUGAACUGGGAGCUGAAUCUGGCCUGUCAGGUGCAUCGAAAACUAGUGCCACUACUGCCAGUAGUAGCAGCAGCAUUGUCACUGACACCACAACCACCAUCACCACCACUACUAUACCAGCAAGUGAGGUGAUACCAGCUGAGAAGGCCACUGAGAAUAAACUACCAGAACCAAAAGAACAGCGACAGAAACAACCUCGCGCCGGUCCAAUCAAAGCUCAGAAACUUCCGGACUUGAGCCUAGUGGAGAGCAAAGAGCAUAAACCUGGCCCCAUUGGUAAGGAGAGAUCACUGAAAAACCGAAAGGUCAAAGAUGUCCAGCAAGGUGAAACGGAAGGAAAAGACAAGACUCCAGCUGCAACUGUCAGAAGCCCAGAUUCUGUAGUAACGAAAGAAACUAAAUCAGUGACGGAAUUGAGUACUGAAGUAAAGACGAUCCUCUCUGUGACAGCUCCAGAAUUUUCUUCAAAGGAGACCGUAACUGACUACACAGCUCCUUCAACUUCACUCUCCGAUCCUGUGUCAACAGGCAGUGGCAAAAUAGAUGAUGCCCUGGUCGGCAAUGUGCCCUUGCCCCACACCCUUCCCAUCCCCAGGAGGGAGACUCUACAACAGAGCUCCAGCCUGACACCAGUCUCUCCCGCCACUGUCGACUUCACCCUCAAGAUGGAAUCCGCUCGGAAGGCCUGGGAAAAUUCACCAAACGUAGGAGAAAAAAGUGUUCCAGUGACCUCUGCAACAUCACCAAUCACCAGUGGUAGUGGAAGCAACACCGGUACUUACAGCUCUUUCUCCAGUGCUUCCAUGCCUCCUAUUCCUGUAGCCUCAGUCACACCCACUACCCCUUUGUCAGGAACGGGGACGUAUACUACCUCCUCACUGAGUACGAAAACGGCGACCACCUCAGACCCACCCAAUAUUUGUAAAGUAAAACCUCAGCUAAUGCAAACCAGCAACAUGGCUGCUGCAAGCCACUUCUCCCAGCUGGGCUGCAUACCAUCACUCAUUUCCCAGCAGCAGCAGAGCCCACAGGUGUACGUCUCCCAAUCUGCAGCAGUUCCUGCAGGUCAGAUCCCGACCUUCUAUAUGGAUACCAGCCACCUAUUCAGUACACAACAUCCUCGACUGGCUCCUUCCCUGGCACAGCAACAAGGCUUCCAGACAGCGCUCUCACAACCAACUGCAGUUCAGCAGAUUUCAAUACCAAUAUAUGCACCGAUUCAGAGUCCGCCUCAGGCUCAAAUGGGCUUAGGAGGAGGCCCUUCAGUGUCACAAGCCCAAGAAAUGUUCAACACCUCCUUGCAACCUUUUAGGUCUCAACAGGCUUUCAUGCAAAACAGUCUUUCCCCGCCUUCUCCCGUCGUUCUCUCUGGUACUACUCUGCAUAAUUUUCCAGGUGUACAAGCCCAAGAUCUUGCUAAAGCCCAAUCUAGUCUGGCAUUUCAGCAGACAUCCAACACACAGCCCAUUCCCAUUCUUUAUGACCAUUCACUAAAUCAGGCUUCAGGCCUUGGUGGUUCUCAGCUUAUUGAUGCCCAUCUAAUACAGGGGAACUCUACUCAAUGGCAUGUGCAGGGCCUGAGAACAGGAGAGGCCGAGGCAAGCAACUACGAUAUAUACUACCAUACCUUUCAGCAUUUUCAUAGGAAAGCAAGGCAGGGUCUCACCCAGCCAUCCAACCUCUACGCAGGACAGAUUCAACCUCCUGGCCAGAAUAACUACUACAGCGCAGCUCAGUCACCCAACCCUGCUCUACAACAGAUGACUGUACCUAUGCCAGGUUCACAGCUUUCCAUGCCAAACUUUGGAUCCACAGGGCAACCCCUGAUUGCUUUACCACAGUCUCUACAAGCUAUACAGCACACUCAAACACAAGCCCAAGCUCAGAGCAUGAGUAGACAAGCGCAAGUCAACCAAUCUUUCAGAGGUCUAAUUGCAACUGGACACCAAGCUGGCAUGAUGUCUGCAGCAGGCAAGAUGAGCGAUAUGGAUCUGAAGCCUUUUGGAAGCGGUAUGGAUAUGAAACCAGUUACACCACCAAUCAAUAUACGAACCAACACCCCAACCUCCAGCCCGUUCAGGACCAGUUCCACCAGCCCGAACAGCCAAUCCAGCAAGAUAAACAACAUGAUCUAUCAGAAGCAGUUCUCCAACAUGGCAGGGGUUCGGAUGACCCAACCAUUCCCCGCACAAUUCCCACCACAGAUGCUUUCCCAACCCAACCUGGUCCCUCCACUGGUAAGAGCACCUCACGGAAAUACUUUCUCAGCUCCUAUCCAGCGGCCUCCAAUGCCCCUGGCAAAUCAGAUGCAACCCCAAAUGACCGCAGGUAUCAUCUGCCAUGCUCGCCCUCAGCACACAACAAGGCUUCCUCCUGGACCCACCCAGGGAAUCCGUGGAAAUCAGGCCCAGGCGGCAAUGAAGGCUGAACAAGAUUUGAAGGCAAAGCAGCGGGCGGAGGUGCUUCAAUCCACACAGAAGUUCUUCUCUGAGCAGCAGCAGCAGCAGCACAUAAAGCAGACGGUGAGCAAAAGUCAGAAAGCUGAGAGCAGUAAGCCAGCAGAGAGUGGAACCGAAGCGCCGAUCAGCAGAGAAGACAAACCUGAAGACAAAGAAAAUCCAAGUCCGGCUGCACCAUCAAAACCCGUUCGAACUGGACCAAUCAAACCUCAGGUAGUCAAACCAGAGGAAACUAAAUCUUAAAUGAUAUAUGGAACAGACUAGCUGUAAUAAACAUCUAUAGGAUGAAAAGGGGGCUCUUCUCUGUGAGAUAAAGAGCAAGAGAGAGCACCAAAUGAAAUUUCUUUUGUAACCAAGAAAUUGAUAUGUGAAGUAGUUUAAGUGAAACCUGAACUAUUCGAUAAAACUGAUGGAUCAUUAUUUUGAGAGCCCAGAGGCCUGGUUGUGUAAACUAAUCCUAUGAUAAAAUCUUAGUGUUGACUUGAGUCUUGACGAUUAAAAUCUUUAAAAAGGCAAUGUCUGACUUGUGUGGUAUUUUCUUUGAGAUAAUCACUGCAAAUAGGUGUAAGGGGCCAGAGAAUGGUGACUGACCAGUUUUACACUUUUAAGGUGAGUGUUUAAUAAUCCUGUAGCAAAAAUAAGUUUUUCCAGAAACAAAGCAGCGAAUUAUAGUAAAGACCUACAAAGGGGUUUAAUCUCCUUUUAUUGUAACCUAUUACUUUCACAUUGUGUUGGUGCAACCCAAUUUAAUCACAAGUCUAAUAUUGCCUUUUUUGAUCAUAUGCUAGUAUUAUAGCUGUAGGAUGUACUAUAUUAUACUAUGUGAAUGUAAGAUAUCUUGUCUAUUUGCUUAUGAUCAAUCAGUAAUUAGUGACUGUGCUAUCAACACAGGUGUUUUUAUUACAUAAUUCUUACCCAUGUUUGACAAAAAUAGAUAAAAUGCUAAUGAAGGUACAAAAUGAUAAAAGGAUUGCUGUUCUUGGUAGUCAAGUCCUUUGGCAGAAAGUGCAAGUUUAAGGUUGAUUUUCUGAUCUGUAUAUUUUUGUCGCACGGCUGGUGAGGUUGGGUGAGUGAGUGAAUGCUGGAAACCUGGCUCGCCAUCAAUCGUGUUCUGACGAGUCAUUUUUAUUUGCUUUCUUUGAAAACUCAGCUGUGACGUCUGAUUUCAAGAUUUGUAUUCCGCCUGUACUGUGUAUUCAUUUGGCAUUGUACAAAUGUUAACAGCCAUAUUGGUAUAGAAAUAUUAUACUUUAAAUUUUUCAUUUGUACAGGGUUAAUGCACUUAAAUAUGUACGGUCUUAUUUACAAUUUCUUUGGUUUGGUUACAUAAACUAAUAAAAAUAUGCUCUGAAA
Molecule: messenger RNA, 9811 nt
Organism: Callorhinchus milii (elephant shark)
Lineage: Eukaryota; Metazoa; Chordata; Chondrichthyes; Chimaeriformes; Callorhinchidae
Gene: prrc2c
Product: proline-rich coiled-coil 2C
Biological process (GO): cell differentiation
Source: RefSeq, a predicted model, not a curated record